CUCUGCAGUCACUGGUCGUGCUGUCCGCAACAUCGACACAUUCACACAAACAUACAUUCACACAAACACACACACGUGCUGCGAGUAUGAGAGUACGCGUGCUCGUGCAAGCAGUGUUAGUGUUGGUGACGGCUGUGACAUGUGGCGCUGGUGAAGCUGCGAGUGCAAGCGAGGAUGACGCAGCUGGCAAGAAACCCAUCAUUUCGGCGGACGACCACGGCAACCUGAUGCUGCAGAGUGCACGAAAUGGCACCGUCUUGGUGGAGGGCAUCGAUCUCGUUGCAUUGCUUGGACGGGUGCAAUCCAUGGAAGCAUGUGCAGCGAAGGGGAAGCUGCUGAGGGGGGACAAGUGCGUGUCUCCGAUCCCUGGCAAGGAAGCACACAACCCUGCAUCAAGCUGCGAGGAGUUGCGGCAGCUUGGAUUUGUCUCCGGCGUGUAUUUCGUGCAGCCCGAAGCGGAAACCACCCGCCACGUGUUUUGUGACAUGACCGCCGUUCCAGCCACGAAUGUAACAAACUAUGGAGGCGCCGGCGACACACGCGAGACGGCUGGAUACUCGUGCAAGACUAUUCGAGUUCUCUUUCCAAAGAAUGCAGAAGGAACAAAAUGGAUCACGAUCCGGGGAUCUGAACCAUUUCAGGUGACGUGCAAUGAUGGGUUCGUCGAGCUGGAGGUACAGGGAAGCGACUUCUCCACAACAGGUUGGAUCUUCUCUUUGGAGACGUUGAACAAUUGGUACAAGUGUGACUGCUCCACCGCCAUCGGACGCCUGCAGAACUUGACGGGGGAGUGGUACGUUGGAACAGUCCCUGCGAACGUGAAAACAAUGCAGUGCGAAGUGUACUUUGACAUCAACUACCAUUCUGGUGGUCAGGAGCUCACAGCUGAACAAGUUACACGCAUCUCCUCGCUGAGCAAGAGCAGGAGCAACCGCAACUUUGACGUGUACACGACAUCCUGUGAUGAUGAUAGUUACGCUGCGCCCAGAGGCCAUUGGAUCGCAGUCGAGACUUCUCCAGGCAGCAGCAAUUUCAACACGCAAGACUGUACCAGCGGAGAAGCUGGCGAUGUUCAAACGCGUGCAGAUGAGCCUCUGGCACACAACGUCGGCUGCUGCGACCACACAUUGACCAACACCUUUGAUUCGUUUCCGUUCCCCCUUCGUGCCUGUGCGUCCAACAACAUAGGAGGUGGCGUCGCUCUGUCGUUCAGCAAGCGCGUCCUCCGCAUUCAGGAGUGAACGGCAAGAGCUGUGUCUGGUGGUUGUGUUCCUUUGUGCACUUUCCAGCCACCUCCGCACUCUGCAGGUCGUUUGUCGCAUUCCACAUGCGACGUUCAUCUGUGCCCUGAUUCCUCCCAUGUCAAUCCGUGUGCGUGCUUUGCUCUCCUUCGUGCUGUUGCCCGACCCCACAUGCCCUCUCCUCCCUCCAUACAAGUCAUCCAAAGGCAUAGUACUGUUUCACAACAACCCAAAACAUGACGUUUAUCCUGGCAAAGGCGCGAAUCAACCAU
Salpingoeca rosetta is the source of this 1513-nucleotide messenger RNA. RefSeq lists its product as uncharacterized. The coding region runs from base 87 to 1241 and encodes 384 amino acids. Lineage: Eukaryota; Choanoflagellata; Craspedida; Salpingoecidae. The record is from RefSeq and is a predicted model, not a curated record. The transcript is spliced from 7 exons.